AUGAGCGACACAAUCUUCGGGUUUAAUAAAUCACAUGUGAUUAUGGCAGCAGGACUCGCUGGUGCUGCUUUUAUAGGGUACUGCAUUUAUUUUGAUCAUGCCCGUCGGUCGGCACCUGAUUACAAGGAGAAAAUUCGAAGAAAUCGUCGCGAGAAGGCUAAAGCACGAGCCGGAGGUGCUGGACUAGGCCGAGGAGGUGGCGGUGCUGGAUCAACUCAAGUCCCUGAUCCAUCUGAUCCAUCUGCUAUGCAAGCAUACUUCUUGCAAGAAGUACAGCUUGGUGAAGAGUUCAUGGCUAGUGGAAAUGUCGAAGAAGGAGCGAUUCACAUUGCGAAUGCAAUCGCACUAUGUGGACCAUCGCAGCAGCUGCUGCAGAUCUUCCAGCAAACGUUACCAGCCGAGCAAUACGCGGCUGUAAUUGAGCAACUACCUCAUACUCGUGCUCGUUUGGCGGCAAUGUUUGGAGAGGCAGCUGAAGCAGCUGAAUCGCAACCACCAGUGAUGGCUUAUAUGGGAGAUGGACCACCACCACCACAGGUAGAAGAGAUCAAGGACUUGUUGGACGACACUGAUGACCUCGAGUGA
Necator americanus (New World hookworm) is the source of this 585-nucleotide messenger RNA. RefSeq lists its product as uncharacterized. The transcript is spliced from 5 exons. Gene Ontology annotation, cellular component: mitochondrial outer membrane translocase complex; mitochondrial outer membrane. Gene Ontology annotation, molecular function: transmembrane protein transporter activity. Gene Ontology annotation, biological process: protein targeting; tRNA import into mitochondrion; intracellular protein transport. Lineage: Eukaryota; Metazoa; Nematoda; Chromadorea; Rhabditida; Ancylostomatidae. The record is from RefSeq and is a predicted model, not a curated record. Bases 1 to 585 code for a protein of 194 amino acids.